This is a messenger RNA of Phoenix dactylifera (date palm), 2779 nucleotides long. RefSeq names its product cell division cycle protein 48 homolog. Gene Ontology annotation, cellular component: nucleus; VCP-NPL4-UFD1 AAA ATPase complex; cytosol. NCBI's taxonomy places the organism in Eukaryota, Viridiplantae, Streptophyta, Magnoliopsida, Arecales, Arecaceae. Gene Ontology annotation, molecular function: ATP binding; polyubiquitin modification-dependent protein binding; ATP hydrolysis activity. The record is from RefSeq and is a predicted model, not a curated record. Gene Ontology annotation, biological process: autophagosome maturation; mitotic spindle disassembly; retrograde protein transport, ER to cytosol.
UACUCUCCUGGGGGCUAUAAAUACCCGUCUUCGGCCGUCUUCUCUUGUUUCCGCAGAUUUAUUCUAUUCGAUCGCCUAUUCUCUUUGGAUUCUGGUUUUUAAGUGAGUUCAGAUGGCAAGCAAGGGCGAGGCCUCCUCCUCUUCCGAUCCUAAGGGAGCAAAGAAGGAUUUUAGCACCGCGAUUCUUGAGCGGAAGAAGGCGCCGAACAGAUUGAUCGUCGACGAGGCGAUCAACGAUGACAAUUCGGUGGUGUCGAUGAAUCCGGAGACGAUGGAGAAGUUGCAGCUGUUCCGGGGAGAUACCAUCCUCCUGAAGGGGAAGAAACGGAAGGACACUAUUUGCAUUGCACUUGCCGAUGAUACAUGUGAGGAGCCCAAGAUUAGAAUGAAUAAGGUUGUUCGGUCAAAUCUCAGAGUUAGGCUCGGUGAUGUAGUUUCUGUCCAUCAGUGCCAGGACGUUAAGUAUGGGAAGCGUGUGCAUAUAUUGCCAAUUGAUGAUACCAUUGAAGGAGUUACUGGGAACUUAUUUGAUGCAUAUCUGAAGCCAUAUUUCCUUGAGGCAUAUCGUCCUGUAAGGAAAGGGGAUCUUUUCCUUGUCAGAGGAGGGAUGAGGAGUGUUGAAUUCAAGGUGAUUGAAACAGACCCACCUGAGUACUGUGUUGUUGCUCCAGACACAGAGAUCUUCUGUGAGGGGGAGCCUGUGAAAAGGGAGGAUGAAGAAAGACUCGAUGAGGUGGGGUAUGAUGAUGUGGGUGGAGUGCGAAAACAAAUGGCUCAGAUUAGAGAACUAGUAGAACUUCCUCUGAGGCACCCCCAGCUAUUCAAGUCCAUUGGUGUGAAGCCACCGAAAGGUAUAUUGCUGUAUGGGCCACCUGGUUCUGGAAAGACUCUGAUAGCCAGAGCGGUCGCAAAUGAGACAGGUGCUUUUUUCUUCUGUAUCAAUGGCCCGGAGAUCAUGUCAAAACUAGCUGGUGAAAGUGAGAGCAAUCUGAGGAAGGCUUUUGAAGAAGCAGAGAAAAAUGCACCAUCAAUCAUUUUUAUAGAUGAGCUUGACUCAAUUGCUCCGAAGAGAGAAAAAACUCAUGGAGAAGUUGAAAGGCGCAUUGUUUCUCAACUCUUGACAUUAAUGGAUGGAUUGAAAUCCCGAGCGCAUGUGAUUGUUAUUGGUGCUACUAAUCGACCCAAUAGUAUUGAUCCAGCUCUUAGGAGAUUCGGGCGAUUUGACAGGGAAAUUGACAUUGGUGUGCCUGAUGAAGUUGGACGUUUGGAGGUCCUUCGAAUUCAUACAAAGAACAUGAAGCUAGCUGAAGAUGUUGAUUUGGAAAGAAUUGCUAAAGACACGCAUGGAUAUGUUGGUGCUGAUCUGGCAGCCCUUUGCACUGAAGCUGCCCUUCAGUGCAUACGUGAAAAGAUGGACGUCAUUGAUUUAGAGGAUGAAUCUAUAGAUGCUGAGGUGCUCAACUCAAUGGCAGUUACCAAUGAGCACUUUAAGACUGCUCUUGGAACCAGCAAUCCAUCUGCACUUCGUGAAACUGUUGUUGAAGUGCCCAAUGUUAGUUGGGAUGAUAUUGGUGGGCUCGAGAAUGUCAAGAGGGAGCUGCAAGAGACUGUUCAAUAUCCAGUUGAGCAUCCUGAGAAGUUCGAGAAGUUUGGAAUGUCUCCCUCCAAGGGAGUGUUGUUCUAUGGACCUCCUGGUUGUGGGAAGACCUUAUUGGCUAAGGCAAUUGCUAAUGAAUGCCAAGCAAACUUUAUCAGUGUCAAGGGUCCUGAACUGCUUACCAUGUGGUUUGGUGAGAGUGAAGCAAAUGUACGUGAAAUCUUUGACAAGGCUCGUCAAUCUGCACCAUGUGUCCUUUUUUUUGAUGAGCUUGAUUCGAUUGCAACUCAGAGAGGAAGCAGUGUUGGUGAUGCAGGUGGUGCUGCUGACAGGGUUCUUAAUCAGCUCCUUACAGAGAUGGAUGGCAUGUCAGCCAAGAAAACUGUAUUCAUUAUUGGAGCAACUAACAGGCCUGACAUUAUAGAUCCAGCAUUGCUUAGGCCGGGCCGUCUUGACCAGUUAAUUUAUAUUCCACUGCCUGAUGAGGCUUCUCGUGACCAAAUAUUCAAAGCUUGCUUGAGGAAGUCACCGGUGGCCAAAGAUGUUGACCUGAGAGCUCUUGCUAAGUACACUAAUGGAUUUAGUGGUGCAGAUAUUACAGAAAUUUGCCAACGUGCUUGCAAAUACGCCAUCAGAGAAAACAUUGAGAAGGACAUUGAAAGGGAAAGGAAGAGGAGCGAAAAUCCUGAAGCCAUGGAGGAAGAUGAGGCUGAUGAAGUAGCGGAGAUCAAACCUGCUCACUUUGAAGAGUCCAUGAAGUAUGCUCGCAGGAGUGUGAGUGAUGCUGACAUUCGGAAAUAUCAGGCUUUUGCACAGACUUUGCAGCAGUCAAGGGGGUUUGGCAGUGAGUUCCGCUUCUCAGAACGGUCCGAAACUGGAGCUGGGGCUGCUGGUUCUGAUCCAUUUGCUUCUGCAGCUGCUGGGGCUGAUGAUGAUGAUUUAUACAAUUAGUUUACAAUCAUGUGCUGUAAUACUUUGUUCUCGCAUAUCUAUCUGGAUAUUUUUAGGUGGAUUUCUUUGUUAUGUUAUUAUCAUUAAGAUUCAAUUUGAUGAUUCUUAAUGAAAAGAGAUAAAGAUGUUUUCUCCUUGCGAGCCAUAACCAUUAUACAUUUUCCUUUUCCAGUUUUUUUAACCUCUGGACAUGUCUUUGUUACAUUUUGGGGAAAAUCAUUUGCAAAAUAA